Molecule: messenger RNA, 6548 nt
Organism: Musca domestica (house fly)
Lineage: Eukaryota; Metazoa; Arthropoda; Insecta; Diptera; Muscidae
Gene: ci
Product: transcriptional activator cubitus interruptus
Exons: 8
Coding region: 1665-5873 (1402 amino acids)
Biological process (GO): regulation of transcription by RNA polymerase II
Cellular component (GO): nucleus
Molecular function (GO): RNA polymerase II cis-regulatory region sequence-specific DNA binding; DNA-binding transcription factor activity, RNA polymerase II-specific
Source: RefSeq, a predicted model, not a curated record
UUCAUUUGUCCUUUUUUACAUCUACCUGCAAUGUGCCAUUUUAUUUUGUGCACAUUGGCAACCCUACAAAAGAAGAAGCACGAAAAAAUGUAAACAGGUUUAUUUCGACGAUCUUUGAAUAUCCUCCGUCACGUCACGCCUUCAUUUCUUCUCUAGCUGGUUGGAUAGUAGUAGCUGGUGGAUGCCAAAGAGCCUAAAUUACAGAUGAGAUGACGUCCCUCUCUCAAGGUUGAUAAUUGGAUGCCAGAAAAUGUUUUAAUUAGUUCAGAUGAAAUGAAGAAAACAAAACUGGUUAUAAAGAGAGCGCAACACCGGAGAGGGUAAAGAAACUGGCCACACCAACGAAAAGAAAAAAAAUAUGGAAGAUUCAUAACAAAACAUACUCUCACUCCGAUGGCAGGCAGGCAGGCAGCAGUCAGAAAGAGCGAGCGCACAACAUUCAGCGUAGAUCAUUGUGUGUACCAGCCAAGAAGAGAGCGCGACGAAACAUCUUUAUAAUGCUGCGAUGACAUCUCUCUAACACUCAAUUAUCUUCUGUAUACCUACACACAACAACAUAUUAGUGUUGUUUUUUUAUAGCCGAUAUAAUUAAGCCAUCACAAAAAGCGUUCAGAGCGUCUAUUGCCCGCCGUGUAUACAUACAUUCAUACAGACCGUCAGUAUUUUCUAUUGUUUUUGAUCAGCUGCAAUUAUUUACAUCCAAAGAAAUCAUGGCUACAUGCCUGUUCACACUCCAGCCAUUUAGUUUUGGAAUAAUUGUGCGCAAAAUUCUAAACCAAAAGAAACUCAAAAAAAAAAAGAAGUUCGGUCUUUGGUCAUCGUCCAACGGAGACUACAAGAUAAGUUCAUUAACGCCGACAGCACUCUAUCAAAUUACACGCCACAACACGGUCGGACAGACAGGAGCAGCAGCAGACGAAACGGAAGACAUGAUCAUCGGCAGCCGCAGCAGCCUACAGCAGAUGAAAGCGUAUGUAUGUGAUAAACGCCGUGGCGGUGACAACGAGAGCAAAGUGAGAUCGUAUCGAUUGUUUCUUUGAAAUUGAAGUUUCCACAUAGAUCGCCACCAUCAUCAUCAUCAACAUCAACACCCCUUCCAACAACUUCCAUAUCUCAAUUAAUGUGGAUUUCUUUUUAACGCUGGCGGCCAUCUGAACUGAACAAACCAAAAGAUUCCUAGUUACCAAAAUCAAAAGCAAAACGCGCUCUCUUUUUCCAAAAGAAAAAAGAAACAAACUUGAAGAAUGAAAAACUACUCUAUUUUAUGGCUGUUGUGUGGAUAGCAGACUGAAUAUUUGGAGCAUCAUCAUCGUUUAAGUGGUUAACUCAACUCAAGGAUUAGUUAGUAAGAAUACAAAAAAAAAAAGUAUACCUACCUAGCACCUCUGGAAACAUACAUAGAUAAUAGAGUUACCUAUAUAUUUGGAAAACACGUCUCAAACGGAAUAUUAUUGGAUAGCCGAGAAACAAAACUGUGAACGCCUUGUUGGGCCAUUCCAACUAUUUGGAUAUACUGUGAUCGUCCUCUUCCUCCUUCCUUAAAGGUAAAAGACAAAUUUGCAAGAUUGCUCCUAAAAUUCUAUUGGUAGCUAUUUUGCUAGUUUUUUGCUUGACUUGUGUGUGUUUAUUUAGGCUAAAGAAGACAUUGGCAAGAUUUCUUCAUCAUGGCAGAUCAAUAUCAAUGGCCGUACACCGAUUUGCAACAUUUAACAUCGAGAAGAGCGGCCGCUGUCGCUGCCUCACAAUUUCUUUCGCCAUUAUAUUCAGUUAUGAACUGUUGCAAUAAUGGUAACGAGCCAAGCUUUGGAGCCAUGCCACCGCCAUUACACAUUACAAGCACCAGCCGCAAUCGCGAACAUGGCGGACGCGAUUCACCGAACAGUAGUGCUGUUACAAGUACAACUGCUGCACCCAACGCCGAACCACCCAAAUCCUAUGGAUGCGACUCGUCGUCGCCGGAAAUGAAACAGCAAGCCAUUACAUCUGAUGCAAAAGUGCAAAACUCAGUACAGUGCCAUGAAAUGCCGGCCGCCUAUAGAAUUCCCGGCUACAUUGAACAUUUAUACUCAUUACAGUGUUUAAGUCCCAAUGCUUCCCUGCACGAUAAAUUUUCCCAAAAACAUUUUCACAUAGCCGGACUAAGUAUGAAUUCCAGUGAUUAUUUAAGAUCCUGCAACAUGGGUUCGGUUCGUGAACUACAUCCAGCGAUAGCCGUUAAUCUCUCAGCAGCCAACAAUGGCUAUAACUUUGGCCUCAAGAACAAGAGUAUUAACUCCCAUUCGUUUAUAGCUUCGCGCAAGCGUGCCUUAUCAUCAUCACCGUAUUCCGAGGCCUUCGAUAUAAAUUCAAUGAUUCGUUUCUCACCGAAUUCCCUGGCAGCAGCCAUGGGCGGCCCCUGUCCUGGCCCGAAUAUGCCCAAUGCAUGUUAUGGUCAUUUAUCGGCAAGUAAUUUUAGUCCCAUUCACUCAGCCAUGGCACCUCAUUUACAACAAUUGCAAGCUCACUUAUUGAGGGUUAGCGCCGGUUUGCUACAUCCUCUAUCAUCGGCCCACCAAGUAGCUCCACCCAAUAUGCUGCCCAUGGAUCAGAAGCAAAUGAUUAAUCCCAAAACAGAUAUUCCACCUGUCGCCACAACGCCCGUCAAGGAAGAGUUCAGUGAAAAGGAAACAAAUGGAAAAGUGCAUCACAUUGAGGAGCAGCCACCACGACACGCUGUGGAACCAAUUUCCUCAUCAUGCAGUGAUGUAACACUACAGGAGGCAGACAGCGCUUCGGCUGUGGAAAACAAAAAGACAAGAAAAUGUUAUACGAAAUUUUCCGGUCAAUGCCAUGAAAACAAAACGAGUAAACCUCCAAGCGAACCAUCGCCCAAUGUAACACCGCAUAGCGUGAGUGGCGGUGGUGGUGGUGGCGGUAGCAGUAGUGGCGGCGGUGGUGGUGGCUAUGAUUGUGCCGAUACAACAGAUCUUAAAGAUGAACCAUUGGAUUUCGAGGAAACCAAUUGCCAUUGGAAAGAUUGCGAAAUCGAAUUCGGUAACCUGGAAGACUUGGUGCGACACAUUAACAAUCACCACAUACAAAAUAACAAGAAAACAUUUGUAUGCCGUUGGGAAAACUGUUCCCGAGGUGAAAAACCAUUUAAGGCCCAAUAUAUGCUGGUGGUGCAUAUGCGUCGCCACACCGGUGAGAAGCCACACAAAUGUACGUUUGAGGGUUGCGGCAAGGCUUAUUCACGUUUGGAAAAUUUAAAAACUCACUUGAGAUCACACACUGGAGAAAAGCCGUACACCUGCGAAUAUCCCGGUUGCACUAAAGCAUUUAGCAAUGCCAGUGAUCGAGCUAAACAUCAAAACCGCACACAUAGCAAUGAGAAACCAUACAUCUGCAAUGCUCCGGGCUGUUUGAAACGCUACACCGAUCCCAGUUCGUUGAGGAAACAUGUUAAGAGUGUACAUGGUGCCGAGUUUUAUGCCAAUAAAAGACAUAAAGGUUUCAAUGAUGGUGGCGGUGGUGGAGGCGACGACAAAUCGAACGACAAGAAUGGCAAUAUUCGUGAAUAUUUCCAGGGCAACGGCAGCUCAUCGGCCAGUCAAAGCAUUAAGAAGGAAUACAGUUUGAGUGCUUCACCCAAAGCCCAUAUACGUGGUAUAUUCCAGAAUCCCAUGAUGCGCACAGCGGCUGUGGCCGAGAUAGAUGGUGACAAUGAUUGGUCCACUGGCAUGGGCGUAGGUGGUGGCUAUGAUUAUGGCAAUAGCAACAGUGAUUUUAUGACAAACGAUGAAAGCUACUGGGCAACGUAUGCCGACAAUGUAGACGUUUCGGAAUUGCCACCUGUCUUGAGGACAAUGGUUACCGGUGGUGGGCCCUCACCACUGGCCAUCGACAGUUCACCACAGCGUAUAAGACCGCGAUUACAGGCCAAGCCAAUGAUUUCACCAAACAUGGGCAUUGGCAUGAGGGAACUCAAUCAACGUAUUACCGAACUGAAAAUGGAAACAAAUAUCGACGAUACAACCACCAAUGUUGGUGGGCCAUGUGGGCCUGCGAAACAAUUCUCCGAACUGGAUGCCACAACCAUACGCAGGGAUAGUCAAAAUUCCAAUACCAGCAGUUAUUAUUGCAGCAUGAAUAGUCGACGCAGCAGUCAGUGUUCGCAUCAGUCUUCUAUGUCUACCCUGCGGCCACAUUCCUCAUUUAAUACGGGCGGAUCGCUUUACGAUCCCAUUUCGCCGGGUUGUUCAAGGCGUUCAAGUCAAAUGUAUAACAUGAAUGCCGGUCCCAUGAAUCCCAUACAGGAAAGUGUUGAUGUCCUCAAUGUGGGCAUCAACAGCAACAGUAAUUUCCGCAAUGACCUCAGUCAUCCGUUUGUAUUCAACCGGGAUAGAGGUGGCAAUAUACCACCUCCACCGUCGUCACACUUAAUUUCAAAGCAUUUGCAUCAGUUACAGUGUUCCUUGUUGUCCUCCACCUAUUUACGGCAAUUGCGUCAAAAUGGUCGUUACUCCAUACCGAAUAUUUUGCGUUUUUCUUCGGGUUUGCCGGAGAAGAAUCGCCUGUUGGAUCGACGUUUCUCGGAGUCGAAUCGUAAACCCUUGAAGCUGAUUAUGUCCUGUCCCUCGACAUUUACAUAUUCUCUAUUGGCAUCUCAGUUGGUCAAGGCCAUUGAACAGGUUAACAAAUCUCGUUCGGCGGAAGCAAAGGAAUUGAUGGAAGUGUCUUUGGAUCAUCAUCCCAAUGAGAAGAUUAACCUAAACGAAGUGGAUGAAAAUGAGUUUAUUGAAAACAAAUUACUAGUCCUACCAGACGAAAUGUUGCAAUAUCUAAAUCAGGUGGCCAAUCAUCAUCGCCAACAGCAGCAGCAGCAACAACAACAAUAUCAUCAGCAACAGCAACAGGAACGACGUAAUAACACUGAGACUGCUGAAGGUUACAAUUCCAAUGGCAAUCAGCAGAAUCGUUUUAUGCAGCAAAUGCAAAGUAGUGCAAUGAUGCCACCACCACCCAACCCCCCACCAUCGCAUGCAUCGGCGACGACAACAACCACAAACCAGCGCAGCAAUAAUUACGAUAUCUAUUCGUAUGACCACUAUAUGCGUUAUCCCCAAUACUACGAUUGUGCCAAUAACUACUAUCACCAGUAUCAUCAGAUGAAUAAUAUGAAUCAGGCCAAGCGGAAUAGCUGUUCUGGCCAGUUGCCAGCCCAAAGUAAUUGUGGUGCUGCUGCGACUGCUACCCCGGCGCCGUCUCAAGUACAUCCAUCAACUAAUGUUGAUCCAGUGGAUAGUUCCAUGACAAGUUUAGUCGAUUGGCGUUUGAGUACAACUGGUGUGGAAGCUGCAGCUAACAACCAAGCGGCUGCUGCUGCAACUGGAGUGCCACACGAAAUCCAAUGUAAUGAUAUUUCCCAAUCACAAAUGUCACCUGCAAUAGUUGGCAACAGCAAUCAUCCGGGGGGCACUACAAAUGCCGCCUACAAUCAAUACACCAGUAUUUCUUCAACUACCUUCAAUGAGAGCAAUACCACCCCUUCAUAUUCGAAUAAUAAUAACAAUGGUUCCAGUGGAUCCGUAAUGACUGAAUCUUAUCAACGUACCUUGGAAUAUGUUCAAAAUUGCCAGAGUUGGUUGAAAUCGACCGGCAACAGCAGCAGCAACAACACUAAAGAGGGUCCCAACGAGGCGGCACUAUAUUGUGAUGACUUCAAUAAUCCAUCGAACGCCGCCGGAGCAACCAUCGCCCCCGCCGUACCCAUGGUCACGAGCCAAACCAACAUUACAAGCUGUACUUAUCCCACCAAUAAUAUGGUCAUAAAUGACAUGAACUCAUCGCUUACUUCGCUUUUCGAGGAAGAUCUAUGCUUCAAAUUGAUUUGAAAACAAAAUUCGUAUUACCUUAAUUUAUAAACAAAAACAAACUGCAUAGUAUAAGGAGCAUCCAUCAUAAAAAACAUAAUUAUAUACAAGAAGAUCAAGAAGCCCAUAUACGCAUAUAUAUACAUACAUAUUCAUACACACAUUACAUAUUCAUACAUACAUAAUGAAUCUCUAUUUUUUUAUAUACGAUCUUACGUCUUCCGUACACCACAAAAAAUUAUUUCUUAUUUUAUUUACAAAAAACUAUUUUUUACGAUAUAUAUUUGUUUAAAAGAAAAUGCUUUAUAUUUACAACUACAUAUUUCAAUAGAGGUAUAUAUUUUUUGUAUACUUUUCGCAGAAAAAGUACGUUAAGAUAAGCCGCCUCAACAAAUUGUGUAAAUCUCUGUGUGCCUUUCAGAAAAGAAACAAAAAACUCAAAUGAAAUCAAAACAAAAUACAAAUUGUUUUGUCUCUUAAGAAUACUCAAAAACGAAAAACGAAAAAAAUGAGAAAUUUAACAAUAUUUAAAUUGUUUUCAUUUUCGCAAUAAUUCAUCAUAUAAAAUUAAAUCAUUUUUUUACAACAACACAUUUUUACUUAAAAUACAAUUUUUACCACCGUUUUUUAAAUAUAACUUAUAUAUUUUGAAGUUUACAAAAGAAAAUACAAAAUACAAUUGUAAGCAUUUUAAAA